Nerophis ophidion (straightnose pipefish) is the source of this 1590-nucleotide messenger RNA. RefSeq names its product protein kinase (cAMP-dependent, catalytic) inhibitor gamma (gene pkig). Lineage: Eukaryota; Metazoa; Chordata; Actinopteri; Syngnathiformes; Syngnathidae. Gene Ontology annotation, molecular function: cAMP-dependent protein kinase inhibitor activity. The record is from RefSeq and is a predicted model, not a curated record. Gene Ontology annotation, biological process: negative regulation of cAMP-dependent protein kinase activity. Gene Ontology annotation, cellular component: cytoplasm; nucleus. The transcript has 3 exons. Bases 362 to 595 code for a protein of 77 amino acids.
CAGCGUGUAAUGUUGAGUGCAGUGUGGGGUUGGCUUUAGCCCACAGAGGAGUGGGAGCCUCCACUCUGGUUGGCUCUCACUCGGCUAACUCCAUUUUGGAACAACAGCUGUUGGAAGACACAACCUUUCGCCGUUGUUUGCUGACGGUACCGAAGGGAAGACGUCGGGUUUUUUUUUUUUUUUUUUUUUUACACUGCUUCGCCACCUUUCUUCGCUUUCGUCCGACUUCGGCCAGCUUCGUAUUUUGUUCCAGCGCCAGGAAACUUAACCAGGGGAUCCAUGGUGUUAAAUCUCAAUUGUAACAAGUGGAUGAGAGGAGCCGAGCGGAUCAAGGUGUAAUGAGAACGCUGGUCAUGGACAGAUGAUGGACGUGGAGGCGUCGUACUCCGAUUUCAUCAACUGUGAUCGCAGUGGCCGUAGGAAUGCAGUGCCUGACAUCGCAGGCGAGGAGAAAGUAGCGGCCAGCACCAGUGACGUCACUAAAGACUUGGCAGGGAUGGAGCUGAAGGAUGCAGGAGAGCCUGGGGCCUCUCCAGCCCCUGAGGCUGAGGGCUCCACCAGUGAAGAUGCCCAAGGAGGCGAAGGUCCGUCCUAAAAUGUGCCACACACUGAAGGUGGGCCAGAGGCAAAGAGACAGCAGUAGAGAGUGGAGGGAGAUGGAGGCAGCAUCUCUCACUGAUGGCUUGUUAGAAGCCUGCCGGCACCAGAUGGAUGGGAUGGUAUGAUUACAACCAGUAAGAAGUAGAACUGCUUCUCUUCUGCUUUGGACUCUGUUAGUCCCUUUAUAUUCCUGAUAUGACAAGAAAGCAAAGAGACUUUAGAUUUAUGUGAAAACUGAGCUCACACCAUUUUGAUUGGUCCAAACAUUCUCCCAGCCCAAUGUGGAGCUCUAUCAUGGAGGGUGACCUCAUUACCAUCCGUCAUUUUUUUUUCUCUCUAUGUGUUUGUGACCCUCACGACCUGUUACAUUAUCGAGUGUCGCCAGUUUUUAGUAUGAAACCUCGUCGCCAUUAUACCAUCAUGUAUGGACUUGGUACUUAUUGCUAAAUGUUCAGUGAUAACUUUGUGAUAGCGACUUUUCUUUAUGUAAUAAAAUACUUAUGACUCUAUGGUAAUGUUGGUGUUUUAUGGAUCCACAUGAGUCAGUAAGUUUGUGCUGAAUAUGGCAUAUGGAACAGCCCAGACAAGAUUGAACACCUCUUUAGUGCAGUUCUCCACAGACAUAAAUAUUAUUGAAUGCAGCUUUUGUGUACAUAAGGCGGCAACAUUUUCACUCAGCAUUGCCUCCUUUGUUCCCAUGUUUCCACCAUACAUAAACAAAAGAUGACACUGCAGUUUCUCUGCAAAGCUGUGUAGGGUUUUCCCUUUUCACCCAUUUCCCCUUGCAAAGCUCUGUUCUGCCUGACUAAAUAUUUCACAAUGAAGACAAAUUGAGGACGCAUAAAGAAAUACAGUACACUGCAGGCAAGUUUCUUAACAGUUUUAUUUUAGUCAAAGGUGUGUUGUCUUAAAUGUGGCAGUAAUAAAUGGAAGUGCUUUUUAUUAUUGAAACUACUGAACAAAUGUUUUCAAAUAAAUACAUACACCACA